AUGGCAGAUUCCGGUGAUAAAGGUCAAGGGCUCAUAAAGGUUUGUUUCCGUAUGAUUACUGAAAAGACCUUUACGCUUGAGCUCGAUCCAUCUCUUUGCAUAAGUGACGUAAAGGCCCUUCUUGAGACAGAAUCUGAGAUUGCUCCGGAGAAUCAGAGGCUUAUUUUCAAGGGACAAUUGUUAAAGGACGAUUUAACACUGGAGAGUUAUAAUGUGGAAUCUGGGAGUACCAUUCACGUCGUUGGUAGAGUUGCCGGUUCAGAGACUAGUUCUGAUGCAGGGACUAGCAGUGCAUCUAGAAUGGGUGAGAAUAGCCACAGUAGCUCCAGCGAUACUGCGAAUUCAUUUAAUAGGAAUUUGGCAUCAAUGGGAAUUUUCAUGAGUCCUAUUUUUGCCGCUUCUGCAGAAAUUCCCGUUUCCAACAUUGGUGUAUCUACUGGAACGACUGCACAAGCGGGAACAGAUGCGGCUGGAGGGACCAGAGAAGCCGGUAAUCAUUCAGGGAAUGAAACAAACUGGACGUGGUCAUCUUAUAAUGUAGGUUCACAUCCCAUGGUCCUUGGUCGCAUGCACUUUACUAGGACAAUAAAUCCUCAAGACUCGUCGGGGAUUGAACAAGUUGCUUCGCAGUUUUUGAAUGGAAUUCUCGGGGGACUCAUGAAUGGCUCAUCUGCUGCAACUACAGCUAACGCCACCACAAGUGAUACGAAUGCUAGUGCGACUGCGACAGCCGCAAGCACAACUGUACCAACCAGUGUACAACCAGAAACCAAUACCGGAGCACUACCAGUAGCAGUAAUUGGAACCCUUACAGCUGAUAUUAAUGAUGAACUAGAUGGUGCCAUUGUGGCAAAUGCCCCGCAAGAAGUAGCAGUUGUAGGUGAAUGUGUGAAUAGAGAGGGAAACCGUGAUGAAAGGUUUUUGUUGACGGAUCCAGUAAUGCUGGGUAGUCAUCUUUCCUGGAGUAAUUUGGAACGCUUAGAAUUACUUGUAGGAAUUUCCGUAGAUUUUGCAUUACAAGAUCGCACAUUUAGCAACUUUGUUGCACGGUUUGAGAGGGCAUAUUCCAGAGUUUUAGCGUUGCUAAACCGUUUGGACAGAUGGCAUCGUUAUCAGGAACAUAUUCAGCCCUUGGAAUUUUCUCAAUUGUCGAGUAUUUUUGCCUUGGCAUCAGCUAUAAAUGCACAGAUUUCGUCACUUUUGGCAUUGACAUUUGGAUACGCAAAUGGUAAUGCGGUUUCAAACGUUCAGGGUAUUACCUCGCCCCUCAUUUCUCAUGCAGUUCCUGAAUCACCGCCUCGUCAGUUAGAACCACCACAGGAUGUAGACUGCGCAGUUUCAAGUUUGGAGAUUGAAAGGGAGGAUGACAAUGUUAUAAGGGUGGAUACAAACGACUGUGAUGUUCCAGGGUCCAGUGGAGAGUAUAACGGAACAGAGACUGAUCCAAGCAAGUUAUUGGAUGAGUAUCAAGCGUCGCCUAGUUUUAAAGAAAAGAUGGCAAAGUUUGCCGCAAAGGGGCGACUUGGUGAUGCCUAUUUUGGAAUGGGUACGUGA
This is a messenger RNA of Theileria equi strain WA, 1554 nucleotides long. Its product is annotated as ubiquitin family member protein. Gene Ontology annotation, molecular function: misfolded protein binding; polyubiquitin modification-dependent protein binding. The transcript has a single exon. The coding region runs from base 1 to 1554 and encodes 517 amino acids. Gene Ontology annotation, cellular component: BAT3 complex. NCBI's taxonomy places the organism in Eukaryota, Apicomplexa, Aconoidasida, Piroplasmida, Theileriidae. The record is from RefSeq and is a predicted model, not a curated record.